Molecule: messenger RNA, 2460 nt
Organism: Gamsiella multidivaricata
Lineage: Eukaryota; Fungi; Mortierellomycota; Mortierellomycetes; Mortierellales; Mortierellaceae
Exons: 4
Coding region: 1-2460 (819 amino acids)
Biological process (GO): mRNA processing
Cellular component (GO): spliceosomal complex
Molecular function (GO): mRNA binding
Source: RefSeq, a predicted model, not a curated record
AUGCCCUCGCAAAGACCACCUCUCGGCGUAGGCGGCCCUCCUCCCAAUCAGCAUUAUCCACCUCAACAUCCGUCACUGCAACAUCAGGGUCCACCUCCUCCAGGACCCGGAGGACCUUACGGAGCUGUACCGCCCAAUGGACCGCCACCAGGACUCGCACCUCCACACUCUCAACACCACCAUCGUAUGCCAAGGCCACCUUAUGGUUCAGGAUCAUUACCACCAGCAGCACUAGGGGCGCCGCCUGGAUCGGCACCAAUGGGUAUGGGAGGUCCACCUGGAUUUGUCAACGCUCCCCCACCAUCUUCUGGGCCGGGAUUCAUGACUGGACCGCCUAAUGGCAUGAGUGGUGGAAAUGCUAUCCCAGCUAGUGCGUUUGUUGUGGGUGGAGCGCUCCCAGACAAGAUGAAUACGCUCUUUAUUGGAUCGAUCGCACCUGGAAUCAACAAUGUCGCCAUGGAGAAGCUACUCAAGACUACGGGCAAUCUUGUGAAAUGGAAGCGUGUGCAGGAUCCGACGAGUCAGCAGUGGAAGGCAUUUGGAUUCGCAGAGUACGCAGACGCGGACAGCUUACUGAGGACUCUUCGGGUCUUGGGACAGGAUGGUCAGCAACCCAAAGGGGAAAAACCUGUCGGGCUUGAGUUGACUGCCAUGGAUGGGUCCGGGGUCGUGAAGGCGCUUCUAGUCAAGGCGGACGAAAAGACACGACAGUUCCUUGACCAAUACGAGGAGACUCGGCCCCGAACUAUUCAUGACACAGAAAAGGACAAGGUAGCGUUGGGUAAUGCAAUGAAGAUCAUCCAGAAAAUGAAGGACGGCACGCUUGACACCUCUGAACCAGAGCAGGGAUCUGAAGUCAAGGAGGACACGACGACCGAGGACGCAGCCACAUCCAAACCAGAUAGCGAAUCAACAGAAGCCGAAGUCUCGGAGGAGCAAAAGGAACUCAUCGCUCGUGAGCUGAACUUUUUCAGAGAACGAGCGGCCUUGAAGGAGAAGGAGAAGCGGGAGGAGGAGGAGAAGGCUGAACGGCAACGGGCAAAUCAGCAGCACAGGCAGCAACAGCAGCAAAACCGUGAUAAGGAGGCUGCUCCACAAUCAACAACGUCGUCUUCUCACAGGAUGGGUCGAGAGCGUGCAUGGGGCGGUAACAGUGGCAGUAGUAGUGGCAGCACACGGUUGAUGGAUUUUGUCCCUGCCAGUGGGUCAAAUCAUAUCGAAGUUGGAUCUGGAGGAUCAUCUAGUGCACCAUCCACUAUUGCAGCAACCGCAGCGGAGCACGAUACCAGCGUCGAUUCUGAUGCUGAAGAAAAGGCACGGCAGGAGCGAAAGGAUCGGGAAUUGGAGCACAGUUAUAAGGAGCGUGAACGUCGGUGGGAGCAGCGUGAGGCUGAAAGAGCACGGCUUUACGAGAAGGAUAAGCAGCGGGAUGAGGACUAUGCGGCAGAGCAGGCAGCAGCUAAAGAGGCGAUGGCCUACCGAUACGCACAAUGGAAUGAUGAUGUUGAGCGUGAGAAGCGGCAUGACGACUACUACCGCGACAGAUCACGGUGGUGGCAGAGGAGACAAGCGUUCCUGCAGAAAGAAGAGCGGUAUGAUGCUUUGGAUCGCGAAGAAGAGAAGGAGGAACUGGAACAGGCUGCCAAGAAAGCGCAAGAAGCCAAUGCCGCUGCUGCCGCUGCUGCAAAUUCAGAAAUACCAACAGUCGAUCAUGACGGUGACAGUGCAAUGAAGGAUGCGUCAAGCAGUGCUACCGUAGAGGAGACAUCUGUGUCGACCCCAACUUCAUCGACGACGCCCAACCCAUCCGAGACAGCAUUGGCGUCAACAAUACUGCCCAAUCAACCUACGAAACUCAAGCUCAGUCUUGCGACAACGGCCGGGGGACUGAAGCGUGGGUCUGAGGCGAGCAGCGGGAGCGGUACACCGACUUCGGGAACAAGUGGUUCAGGAUUUGUAGUCGCGUCUGAGUUUGGGCGGGAUGACGAUGAAGAAAAGGAGGUGAAGAAGCGUCGAGUGCUCGUGCCACUGAAGUACAGCGACGAUGAGGGAGAGGCGGAUGAGAAGAAUCAGCAAGUGAACAGUGGAUUGGACCCUGUGGAGAAAGCGAAACGGGAACAGGAGAUCAAGGCGUUGUUCCAGUCGAUUCCCGCGGAUGCACAGGGACUGUGGAACUGGCCGAUUCAGUGGCAGUAUGUCUUUGAGGACAAUGAACUGAUUUUGAAGGAGAAGAUCCGGCCGUUUGCGUCAAAGAAGGUGGUGGAGCUGCUGGGUGAGGAAGAUGAGGAGCUGACGGGGUUUGUGAUGGAGCAUGUGCGGCAGAGGAAACCGCCGCAGGAGCUGGUGGAUGAUUUGACCAAGGCGUUGGAUGAUGAUGCGGGAGUCCUGGUGAUGAAGGUCUGGAGGAUGCUGAUCUUUGAAACCGAGUCCCAGGCACGUAAAUUGACCUCUAAACGAUAA